CAUUUAGCUGUGAUUUAAACAAAAUGACAAUAUUUAAUUUGUAUAUAUUCGACAAAAUGGGCACUCUGAUGCACUACGCCGAGUGGAACCGUACCAAGAAAUCAGGCAUAACCCGAGAAGAGGAAGCGAAAUUAACGUACGGCAUGUUGUUCUCCAUCAAGUCCUUUGUAAGCAAAAUAUCCCCCCACGACCCACGAGAAGGAUUUCUUUACUACAAAACAAAUCGCUACGCGUUGCACUAUUUAGAGACGCCCUCUGGAUUAAAAUUCGUGCUAAACACAGACACCGCAGCCAUCAAUGUCAAGGAGCUACUGCAACAGCUGUACGCCAAAGUCUGGGUGGAGUAUGUGGUGCGUGAUCCACUGUGGACGCCCGGCACAGUGGUUACAUCGGAGCUGUUUCAAAGCAAACUGGACGAAUUUGUCAAGCAGUCGCCCAUUUUCGGCAUUAGAAAUAUUUAGAAAUGUAAGCCCACUGUAUAGCUAAUAGAUACGUAUAU
Molecule: messenger RNA, 499 nt
Organism: Drosophila arizonae
Lineage: Eukaryota; Metazoa; Arthropoda; Insecta; Diptera; Drosophilidae
Gene: Bet5
Product: blocked early in transport 5
Biological process (GO): endoplasmic reticulum to Golgi vesicle-mediated transport
Cellular component (GO): TRAPP complex
Source: RefSeq, a predicted model, not a curated record